Gallus gallus (chicken) is the source of this 2571-nucleotide messenger RNA. It is a transcript of the gene ASB9, whose product is annotated as ankyrin repeat and SOCS box containing 9. The transcript is spliced from 8 exons. NCBI's taxonomy places the organism in Eukaryota, Metazoa, Chordata, Aves, Galliformes, Phasianidae. Gene Ontology annotation, biological process: protein ubiquitination; intracellular signal transduction; positive regulation of protein catabolic process. The record is from RefSeq and is marked validated. Gene Ontology annotation, molecular function: protein binding. Bases 119 to 1003 code for a protein of 294 amino acids.
GUGGUCUGCCUGAUCACUGGCUGCUUACCAGCACGGCCAGGGAGGUGUUUCCCCAACUCCCAGCCCAGAGUGACCGUGAAGUAAGAAAACAGACACUGGACAGACAGACGGGGUUGAGAUGGAUGAGGAGGGAAUGAAUCAAAACGGCAGCAAGUCGCAAGGAGCAGGAGGCCAGGUGCCUGCAACGACUCCAGCAGAGGUGCUGAUGAGGGACUUCGUUUCAGACUGGUCUCCUUUACACGAUGCAUCUAUCCACGGGCGUCUGCUUGCUCUGAAGAAGCUCAUCAACCAGGGGAGUGAUGUUAAUCUUGUUACUGCAGACCAUGUGUCUCCUCUCCACGAAGCCUGCCUAGGUGGUCAUGCUGCUUGUGCCAGUUUCCUAUUAAAGCAUGGUGCUAAGGUGAAUGGGGUUACUGUUGACUGGCACACUCCUUUGUUCAGUGCUUGUGUCAGUGGCAGUGUGGCUUGUUUGAAUUUACUGCUGCAACAUGGGGCCAACCUGCACCCGCCCUGUGACUUGGCAUCCCCCAUCCAUGAAGCUGCUAAGAGAGGUCAUGUAGAAUGUGUUGAGCUCCUCACAUCCCAUGGGGUGAAUAUAGAUCACAACGUCAAGCAUCUGGGUACUCCACUUUAUGUAGCUUGUGAGAACCAGCAAGUGGACUGUGCCAGGAAGCUCCUUGAGUCAGGUGCAAACGUGAACAGCGGCAAGGGCCUGGAGUCCCCACUGCAUGCAGCAGCCAGGAGUUGCAGUGUAGAGCUGGUGAUGCUGCUGAUUGACUUUGGAGCAGACAUUUGGGCAAAGAAUGCUGAAAGCAAACGGCCAAUGGAGCUGGUUCCACCUGGCAGCCCUUUGGGUCGACUGUUCCUGCAGAAAGAAGGGCCGCUGUCCUUGAUGCAGCUCUGUCGCUUGUGCAUCAGGAGGUGCUUUGGACACAAGCAGCAUCAGAAAAUAACUGGCCUUCUCCUCCCUGAAGAGCUGAAACAUUUUCUUCUCCAUGUUUAAGCCUUUCAAGUACAAAAUGGUGCCUUAAUAGCACAGCAAGGUUUGUUGAAGAAAAAUUUCUCACCAGUAGCAUUGCCAACACCUGUAGUGUUAAUUUGUGAUAGCUACUGGUCCCUGGUGAAGCCCUGGGUCUGAGAAGCAUGGGAAUAACCAACAUGCUGAGUCCUCAACAUCACCCCCAGUCAAACAGUGACUUGAAAAGGAGCUAUUCUGCAUGGCCGUACUGUACAGCAUAGAAAUGUGUCUCAGGAGCCUCCUAGAAAGGGCGGGAAAUGAGCACCACCUUUUGAGACAGACCUCUUGAUUCUCUGAAUCCCAGCAGUUUCAGAGGGCUCAUGGCUGACAAAAAACUUACAAAGAAAGCACAUAUUCCAGCGCGGCAUGAGCAGCACUUUGUGUAUGUUUAAGGAUAGCUGCACUUUCUCAGCAAGCAGACUUAGUGCUGCCAUCUGUGAGGGCUGUAUCCGCACCACCAUAAAAGUAACGAAAGGGAACUCAACUGAACCCACUUGCAAAGUUGGACAACACAACUGCUGGAUGCAGGUGUCUGGUAUGAGAGGUUAAUUUUUGUGCUGAUCAGACACAGAAAGCAGUUCUGUUGGUCUGUGGGGCACUAAAUUGUACCCUAAUGGGACAAAAUGACAAGCACAGAUAGGUCCUUAAGUUCCCUUGUUACGGGAUAUGGACCCCUAGAAAUCUUCACUGACCUGACUCAGUUCAUCACACAUCUCAGCUAUAUAAACAUUCAUUGGCCGCUUUAAGAUGUCCAUCUCUACUCUUUCCCUCCUGUUGAAGGGGGAAAAUAGACAUUUGUCUUUAUAUUCUGAAAAAAAAAAAAAAAAAAAAAAAAAAGUUUAUUAUGGAUGGAUUCUUUUAAAGUCAGUAUCUUGCAUAAGCUGAAUCUCUGUUGAACAGGCAGGGAGCAGACAGCUAACCUAGUGCUUAACUUUUUGAAGAUUAAUGUUAAGCAUGAAGAAUCCCUGCUUUGGUGAUACAUCUGAAAGCGGAAAAUCCAUCUUACUACAUUUUAGAUCAAGAACUAUUUUUUUUUAACCUACUAUUUUUAUCAGUUACAUUUAAGCAUCUUAUUUUGUUACAUUAUCAGAGUAAUGUUAAUACCGGGAUAAAACUGAUCAGAGAAGGUGGUGAGAACAUUGCUUCUAGAUUGCUUUUCAUCUAGAAAUUUCAUACCUUAACUUUGCUUCCUUGAAUCCCUCAGAUCAUGCAUAAUUAGGAUGAAUUCUGUUUGCUCAGUUUGUAUCAUCUCAGUAUAUUUGCUUAUUUAUUUUAAUAUAAAUUACGAUCAACACUGGUGAAUUACAUCUUUAUGCAUCAACACUUAUCCAGUUAUAAACUGUAAAAGCUGUACAAGAUGCAAACCAAAUAAGCUAAAUACAGGUGAGGUUUGGAUGUUUUUCUGUAUUUGAAACCAAAUAUAAUGCAGGAUUUGAAAGACUGUCAUGAGUAUAUUUUAUCAGAUUUUUUGCUGUUAUUUUGCUGUCAGUUAAAUGGCUAUCAACACACAACUGUAUAGGAAAUUAGUUAAAAAAUAAAUGGUUUAUAUUCUG